This is a messenger RNA of Caenorhabditis angaria, 390 nucleotides long. Lineage: Eukaryota; Metazoa; Nematoda; Chromadorea; Rhabditida; Rhabditidae. The record is from the annotation of a GenBank genome assembly.
AUGUCAAUCCGAGCUCACGAAGAUUGGGAAACUCAUGGUGUAGAUUAUAUUCUGACGUAUUCCGACAAUCCCGAAGCCAACAUCCCCAGAUAUAUCUACAAUUGGAUGGUCAACAAAGGCGGCCCGUAUUUUCUGCGACAAGUUCAUAAAGCGGCUCGGGAAAUUGAGGAAUCUGGAAAGGUGGUGAGAUCGGCGACGGGAAAAGCGAAACAUCAAAAGGAGACGCGGAAACUUGCGGAAAAGCAACGGAUGGAUGCGGAAAAAGCGGAAAAGGAGGCGGCGGAGAUUGAGAAGGAGAAGGAGAAGCUGAAAAAGUCGACGGAAAAAACGGCAAAAAGAUUUACGCCUGCCGCUGGACCAUUUCAAUUUCAGUCGGAAAAAAGUGUUUGA